Molecule: messenger RNA, 1865 nt
Organism: Brassica oleracea var. oleracea
Lineage: Eukaryota; Viridiplantae; Streptophyta; Magnoliopsida; Brassicales; Brassicaceae
Product: 4-substituted benzoates-glutamate ligase GH3.12-like
Exons: 4
Coding region: 1-1686 (561 amino acids)
Cellular component (GO): cytoplasm
Molecular function (GO): acid-amino acid ligase activity
Source: RefSeq, a predicted model, not a curated record
AUGGAUCUAAAGAAGUUAACAUCAAAUGUGAAGCAAAUACAAGAUGAUGUAUUAAAGGAGAUACUUACGCUUAGUGCUAACACAGAGUAUCUCCGAGGCUACCUCCAUGGAAGCUGUGAUAAAGAGUUAUUCAAGAAGAACGUACCGGUAGUAAGCUACGAUGAUGUUAAGCCUUAUAUCGAACGAGUUGUGAAUGGAGAACCUUCAGAUGUCAUUUCUGGAAAACCCAUUACUCGAUUUCUCUUGAGCUCAGGAACUACUGCAGGGAAACAAAAGAUCUUCCCAGUUAAUAACAAGUUCUUUGAGGACAUGUCAUUUAUCAUUGCUCUACGCUUAUUCGUUAUAUCAAAGCAUUUCGAAGGUGGCCAAAAAGGAAAGGCGUUAACGUUGUUUUUCACCAGGCCGCAGUCUACAACGCCAUGUGGUUUGCCUAUUUCUACUUCGUUUACGGGUUACUUAUUGAGUGACAGUUUCAAGAACCGGCCCUCAAAUUGUUUUACAAGCCCAGACGAAGUGACGUUGUGCCCAGAUAACAAGCAGACUAUGUACUGCCAUCUUCUUUGUGGUCUUCGUCUGAGAGACGAAGUUGUGAAUGUGACUGCUACCUUUGCUUCAUCUUUGGUUGGAGCAAUCACUUUUCUUGAAAGCUACUGGAAAGAAAUGUGUAGCAAUAUCCGGAAUGGUCAUGUUAGCGAGUGGAUCACCGACCUUAGUUGCAGAGACGCUGUUACUAACAUCCUAGGAGGAGGUAACUCCGAAUUAGCAGAUCGGAUUGAAAAAGAAUGCAACACAAAAUCUUGGGAAGGUAUAUUCACACGUCUUUGGCCUAAAGUAAAAUUCAUUCAAAGCACUGUUACAGGACAAAAUUCUCAAUGCAUUCCAAUGUUAGAGUUUUACUCCAACAAUGUGCCUUUGAUCUCCACGGUCUAUGCAUCUUCUGAAACAAUGUUUGGGAUAAAUAUGAAUCCCUUCUGCAAACCACAAGAUGUAUCCUAUACUUUUAUUCCCACCUUAUCCUACUUUGAAUUCAUACUUGCUGACGAAGGAAACAAAGGUGAAAUAGUUGAUCUUGUGAAUGUCAAGAUUGGGUCCUACUAUGAGCCCUUGAUCACAAAUUAUUACGGGUUGCACAGAUAUAGAAUGGGAGAUAUUCUACAAGUGUCUGGAUUUUACAAUGAUGCACCUCAAUUUAGGUUCGUUCGCAGGAAAAAUGUGGCUCUAAGCGUCAGCUUGGAAGUGACAACUGAAGAAGACAUUUUAAAGGCAUUGAAUAAUGCAACACUUGUUCUUAAGAGUUCAGAUUUAGUAUUGAUGGGAUUCACAUGCUAUGCUGAUAUCUCCACUCUUCCAGGUCACUACAUUUUUUACUGGGAACUCAAAUCCAAAACCAUCAGUGACAUUGUUAAACUUGAUAACAAAGUAUUGGUGGAAUGUUGUUGUGUAAUGGAGGAAUCUUUAUGUGCUCUUUAUCGAGAGCUGAGGAGUAAAGAUGGGUCUAUUGGAGCUCUAGAGAUUAGGGUUGUGCAACAGGAAACGUUUAAUUCGCUGAUGGAGCUUGCCAUCUCUCAAGGUGCUUCCCCAUCUCAGUACAAGACUCCUAUUUGCAUCAAUUCUUCUGAAGCCUCAGCUGUUCUUGAAAGCAAUGUCCUAGCUUGCUUUUUCAGUGAUAAAUCCCCAACUCUCUGAUCAGAUAUGUCUAUGUGGAUUAUGUUAACCCACGAAAACAAUUAGAUCAUAUAGUUGAGGAUAAUGAAGGGACAAAGUUGUUCGAUGAGGUGAGUUUUUGUGUUUAUUAAGUGUGUGGUUUGUGUAGUGUCUUCCUUUUCAAUCACUAGGGUACCUGUGCUUUCCGCCAGUUUGUUUGA